AUGAUUGAACAGGACACGAUUGCCGGCGACGCCAGCCUGGACGCCGGCCGGCCCGCCACCAUUGCCGAAAUGCGCAACGAUCCCCAGGCGAUCGCGCAUGCAUUCGAAAGCGGCGAAUACCCCUAUCGCACCAAGAUGCGGCGCUCGGCCUACGAGAAGCACAAGGCCGAACUGCAGGUGGAACUGCUCAAGGUCCAGGAAUGGGUCAAGGACACCGGCCAGAAGGUCGUGAUCCUGUUCGAGGGCCGCGAUGCGGCCGGCAAGGGCGGCACGAUCAAGCGCUUCAUGGAGCAUCUGAACCCGCGCGGCGCGCGCGUGGUGGCAUUGGAAAAACCGUCCGAACGCGAAAGCACGCAAUGGUAUUUCCAGCGCUAUGUCGAACAUUUGCCUGCGGGUGGCGAGAUCGUCCUGUUCGACCGGUCCUGGUACAAUCGCGCCGGUGUCGAGCGCGUCAUGGGCUUCUGCUCGCCCAACGACUAUCUCGAAUUCAUGCGGCAGACGCCGGACUUCGAGCGCAUGCUGGUGCGCUCGGGCAUUCGCCUGUUCAAGUUCUGGUUUUCGGUCACGCGCGAAGAACAGCUGCGCCGCUUCCAGUCGCGCGGCAAGGACCCGCUCAAGCAGUGGAAACUGUCGCCGAUCGACAAGGCUUCGCUGGACAAGUGGGAUGACUACACCGAAGCCAAGGAAGCGAUGUUCUUCUACACCGACACGGCCGACGCGCCGUGGACGGUGGUCAAGUCGAACGACAAGAAGCGGGCGCGCGUCAACACGAUGCAGCAUUUCCUGUCGAGCCUGCCUUAUCCCAAGAAGGACCGCCGGAUCGUGCGCGGUCCCGAUCCGCUGAUCGUCGGCCAUUCGGCGCAGGUGAUCGGCCGUUCGGAACACAUAUUGGGCGCGACGAUGCACCCCGACAUGAAAAAGAGCGCCUGA
Messenger RNA from Effrenium voratum, 930 nucleotides. The record is from the annotation of a GenBank genome assembly. Lineage: Eukaryota; Dinophyceae; Suessiales; Symbiodiniaceae.